CGAGGCUUUGAGCAGAGCAGAACCGUUUGUGGUCCUCGAGAGACCCGGCACAGGAGCGGAUGAAGACAGUCACACAGAAUCAAAGCUCCAGCACGAACAAGAGAAAUCCAUUCCUUCAGUUUCCAAGCGAAUUGUGCUUGGUGAUACUGUCUGUGGCGUGGCAGGCACAGCUGACCAUGCAGGUGGCUUGACAGACCUCAAAGGGGAGAAGGACUUGUUCACUAAAACACCAGACCUUGUCAAUGAGGGCACAACCGAGCUCCGUCACCGUGGCAGGGGGGAACUGCCACCUGAAGCUGCAGCACGACCACCUAGACACGGAUUAGACCAGUACUUAUCUAGAUUUGAAGAAGCUCUGAAGCUGAGGAACCAGCUGAUGAAUGAGAAGCCAAGCCAAGAGAAUGGGAAUGCAGCGGAGGAGUUUGACUCUUUCCGCAUUUUUAGAUGGGUGGGGUGUACUGUGCUGGCCAUCACAGUCAGGGCCUUUGUGUGCAAGCACUUGUCAAUAUUUGCACCAUUUCUUACUCUACAACUUGCUUACAUGGGCCUGGCCAAGUACUUUCCAAAGUAUGAGAAGAAGGUGAAAACGACGGUGUUAACUGCUGCUCUCCUCCUGUCUGGAAUCCCCGCGGAAGUGAUUAGUCGCUCCAUGGACACCUACAGCAAAAUGGGGGAUGUUUUCACAGACCUCUGUGUCUACUUCUUUACUUUCAUCUUUUGCCAUGAACUCGCUCUGGCUUUUGGUUCUGAAGAACCAUGAUGUAGAAUUGAACGCAGUAGUUACAGUAAAGCUUUCUGAACUGUUUUCCUUUAGCAUCUGACUGUGCAGACAGGUUUCAACCUUCCUUAAAAUUCUUAACCUGUUUAAAUACUUGAAAGGAGCCUUAAAUCCAGUCAUUUGGGGAAAGGAAGAGCAAGGUCCCAGACUGCCAGUUGGAUUGGGUCAGUUUAUUU
Messenger RNA from Nestor notabilis (Kea), 954 nucleotides. It is a transcript of the gene CAMLG, whose product is annotated as calcium modulating ligand. The transcript is spliced from 4 exons. The annotation marks the transcript as partial. Lineage: Eukaryota; Metazoa; Chordata; Aves; Psittaciformes; Psittacidae. Gene Ontology annotation, biological process: tail-anchored membrane protein insertion into ER membrane. Gene Ontology annotation, cellular component: GET complex. The record is from RefSeq and is a predicted model, not a curated record.